Messenger RNA from Arvicanthis niloticus (Nile rat), 1679 nucleotides. NCBI's taxonomy places the organism in Eukaryota, Metazoa, Chordata, Mammalia, Rodentia, Muridae. The record is from RefSeq and is a predicted model, not a curated record.
UUGAUUUUCAGGAUGCCUGGGAAGUGGAUUUCUGCUCUGCUGCUGCUGAAGAUAAGUUGCUGCUUCAUAUCUGCAAAGUGUGGGAAGGUGUUGGUGUGGCCGGUGGAAUUCAGUCACUGGAUGAACAUAAAGAUAAUACUGGAUGAACUUGUACAGAAGGGCCAUGAAGUCACUGUUCUGAGACCUUCAUCUUCCAUCUUUCUUGAUCCCCAAAAAUCCCCUGGCCUUAAAUUUGAAACUUUUCCUACAUCUGUCAAUAAUAAUGAACUGAAAAAAUUUUUUGCAAGGUUUGUGGACACUUGGACUUAUGAGAUUCCAAGAGAUACGUGUUUAUCAUAUUCUCCUUUACUACAAAAUAUAAUUGACGAAUAUGCUGAUUACUGUCUAAUUCUUUGUAAAGACACAGUUUCAAACAAACAGCUCAUGGCAAAACUACAAGGAUCCAAGUUUGAUGUCCUUUUGUCAGAUGCCAUUGGUCUCUGUGGAGAGCUCAUAGCUGAACUGCUCCAGAUUCCCUUUCUCUACAGUCUUCGCUUCUCUCCAGGCUACACAAUGGAAAAAUACAGUGGAGGACUUCUCCUCCCUCCCUCUUAUGUACCUGUAAUUUUGUCAGGAUUAGGUGGCCAAAUGACAUUCACAGAGAGAGUGAAAAAUAUGAUAUGUAUGCUUUAUUUUGACUUCUGGUUCCAGACAUUUAGAGAGAAGAAAUGGAAUCAGUUUUACAGCGAAACUUUGGGAAGGCCAACCACCUUAGCUGAGACAAUGGGCAAAGCAGAAAUGUGGUUCAUUAGAUCCUACUGGGAUUUGGAGUUUCCUCACCCAACCUUACCAAAUGUUGAGUAUGUUGGAGGACUCCACUGCAAACCUGCUAAACCCUUGCCUAAGGAAAUGGAAGACUUUGUCCAGAGCUCUGGAGAGCAUGGUGUGGUGGUGUUUUCUCUUGGGUCAAUGGUUCUUUGGAGAUUUGAUGGCAAAAAACCAGACACCUUAGGACCUAAUACCAGAGUCUACAAGUGGCUUCCUCAAAAUGAUCUUCUUGGUCAUCCGAAAACCAAAGCCUUUAUAACUCAUGGUGGAGCCAAUGGCCUCUAUGAGGCCAUCCAUCAUGGAAUCCCUAUGAUUGGCAUUCCUUUGUUUGGAGAACAACAUGAUAACAUUGCCCAGAUGGUGGCCAAAGGAGCAGCUGUUGCGUUGAAUAUCAGAACAUUGUCAAGGUCAGAUUUGCUCAAUGCACUGGAGGAAGUCAUUGACAAUCCUUUCUAUAAAGAGAAUGCUAUGUGGUUGUCAACCAUUCACCAUGAGCAGCCUAUGAAGCCCCUGGACAGAGCAGUCUUCUGGAUUGAGUUUGUCAUGCGUCACAAAAGGGCCAAGCACCUGAGACCACUUGGACAUAACCUCACCUGGUACCAGUACCACUCUCUGGAUGUGAUUGGAUUCCUGCUCGCCUGUGUGGUGGCCACUGUAGUCCUUACUGUAAAGUGUGUCUUCUUUGUUUGCCGAUUCUGUGUAAAGAAGGAAACGAAAAUGAAGAAUGAGUAGAGCUCAUUGGUCAUGCAUUAGAUGAAUGAAAUUUCAGCAUCAUUCUAUUUUAUGAACCACCUUCUAAGCACUCACUUAUUACUUUACAGAAGCACGCUUUCUUUGCAAUUGUGUACCAUAUAAAAAGACAUGUAACUCUG